CUAGUAUUUUAAAGUGGGAAAAUGGUUGAAUAAAGAUAUGAAGUAGAAAAAUAAAAUAAAUCAUGUUUGCAGAAAAAAUGAGUUCCAAGUCAAGUCAAUUUAAAUUGCAAUUGCUGGGACGACUUUGAUAGCGUGUAAAAGGAUCAUAAAAUUUAUGUGUCAAUUUGAGUGAGGGAUGGGCUGCAUGUUGAAGUCUUGAAGCUUAAUUUAGCCACAAAUUUUGCAUAUCGACUUUUCAAUUUUGCUAUAAAUAUUAAUGUUUGGUUGCUCAGUAUUUCAUGUAUAUUUUCCUUCCCUUAUAGUAAAGAGUAUUUGAGUAGAAAAUGGAAUCAUGGAUGUGGUGUUUCCUUCUCUGUUCCCAUUUGCUCAUCCUUUAUUUUUCGCCCUCUCAUUCCUUAUGCCACCCCCAUGACACCUCUGUCUUGCUCCACUUCAAAAACUCCUUCACUAUUUAUCCUUAUAAUUAUUAUGAUUGUCAUCAUGGUUAUUCAAAGAUGGCAACAUGGGAAAAUGGGACAGAUUGUUGUUCUUGGACUGGUGUCACCUGCCAUCCCAUCUCAGGUCACGUCACUGAGCUCGACCUCAGCUGCAGUCGCCUUUACGGCAAAAUCCAUCCAAACAGUACGCUUUUUCAUCUUUCUCAUCUUCAUUCACUUAAUCUUGCUUUCAAUUAUUUUACAGAAUCUCAAUUGUCAUCUCUCUUUGGUGGGUUCGUGAGCCUCACGCAUCUCAACUUGUCUCAUUCUGAAUUUGAAGGGGAUAUUUCUUCCCAAAUCUCUCACCUUUCCAAAUUAGUCUCGCUUGAUCUCUCUGGUAAUGAUUUGUUAGAGUGGAAGGAAGAUACUUGGAAGAGAUUGCUCCAAAAUGCAACAGUUUUAAGGGUGCUUGUUUUGGAUGGAACAGAUAUGUCUUCCAUUUCAAUCAGGACACUCAAUAUGUCUUCCUCUUUGGUUACUCUUAGUCUAGGACAGACUUGGCUAGGAGGAAACUUGACAGAUGACAUUCUCUGUUUACCAAAUCUUCAGCACCUAUCUCUUUCAGAUAACAGGGACCUUGGAGGCCAGAAGCUUCCAGAAGUGAGUUGUAGAACAACUUCUCUUGAUUUCUUAGAUCUUUCACAUUGUGGUUUCCAAGGGUCAAUCCCUCCCUCUUUCUUCAACCUCAUACAUCUCACUUUCCUGGACCUCUCAGUUAACAACCUCAACGGUUCAAUCCCAUCCUCACUCUUAACCCUUCCACGGCUAUCUUUUAUGAAUCUAGAAGCUAACCACCUCAGUGGUCAAAUCCCAAAUGUCUUUCCUCAAUCAAACAACUUUCACGAAUUGGAUUUGAGACAUAACAAAAUAGAGGGUGAGCUGCCAUCAACACUUUCAAAUCUUCAACAUCUCAUUCACUUGGAUCUUUCACAUAAUAAAUUGGAGGGCCCUCUGCCUAACAAUAUAACAGGGUUUUCAAACCUAACAUCGUUAAGCUUAUAUGGCAACUUACUGAAUGGGACAAUUCCUUCUUGGUGUUUAUCUUUGUCAUCUUUGGUGGAUUUAGAUCUAUCAGGAAACCAAUUAUCAGGCCAUAUUAGUGCAAUCUCAUCAUAUUCCAUGGAGAGAUUGUCUUUAUCCCACAACAAGUUACAAGGCAAUAUUCCAGAAUCAAUUUUUAGCCUUCUAAACCUUACUUACUUAGAUCUAUCAUCAAACAAUCUAAGUGGAUCUGUCAAAUUUCAUCGUUUCUCCAAGCUUAAAAAUUUGGGAAGACUUCACCUUUCACAGAAUGAUCAGUUAUCACUAAAUUUCAAAUCCAAUGUAAAUUAUAGUUUUUCCCAUUUAUUCAGUUUGGACUUAUCUUCUACGGGUUUAACUGAAUUUCCAAAAUUAUUGGGAAAAGUCCCAAGUUUGGAAUCGCUCUUUUUGUCCAACAACAAACUUAAAGGUAGAGUGCCAAAUUGGUUGCAUGAAAUAUCGUUAUCUGAAUUGGACCUCUCUCAUAACCGAUUGAACCAAUCAUUGGACCAAUUCUCGUGGAACAAACAACUUGGUUACCUUGAUCUUAGUUUUAACUCAAUCACUGAUGGCUUCUCUUCCUCAAUUUGCAAUGCAAGUGCAAUUCAGAUUCUCAACUUAUCUCACAACAAGUUGACAGGAACCAUUCCACAAUGCCUUGCUAACUCAUCAUCCCUUCAAGUUUUGGAUCUACAACUGAACAAGCUUCAUGGCACUUUGCCAAAUACCUUUGCACAGGACUGUGGGCUCAGAAUUCUGGAUCUCAAUGGCAACCAACUAUUAGAAGGUUUUUUGCCAGAAUCUUUGUCCAAUUGCUUUGAUCUGGAGGUUUUAGAUCUUGGAAACAAUCAAAUAAAGGAUGUGUUUCCCCAUUGGCUUCAAACUCUAGCAGACUUGAAAGUAUUGGUUUUGAGAGCCAACAAGUUGUACGGUCCCAUUGCGGGAUCAAAGACCAAGCAUGGGACCAAGCAUGGAUUCCCCAGUUUAGUCAUUUUUGAUGUCUCUUCCAACAACUUCAGCGGCCCAAUACCAAAAGCCUACAUUGAAACAUUUGAAGCCAUGAACAACGUUGCUCUACAUGCCUGGCAAUACAUGGAAGUUAUUUUAAAUUCUUCUGACUACGCUGAUUCUGUGACUCUAACAACAAAAGCAAUUACUAUGACAAUGGACAGAAUUCGAAAUGACUUUGUUAGCAUUGAUUUAUCCCAAAACAGAUUUGAAGGAGAGAUUCCAAGUGUCAUUGGGGAACUUCAUUCACUCAGAGGGCUAAACCUUUCCCAUAACAGACUUAUUGGUCCUAUUCCCCAAUCCGUGGGAAAUUUGAGAAACUUAGAAUCGUUGGAUCUCUCCUCAAAUAUGCUUACUGGUGGGAUACCUACAGAAUUAAUCAAUUUGAACUUUCUUGAAGUCCUAAAUCUUUCCAAUAACAAUCUUGUGGGAGAAAUACCUCAAGGAAAACAGUUCAGUACCUUUUCCAAUGAUUCCUAUGAGGGAAACUCAGGGUUAUGUGGACUCCCACUGACAAUCAAAUGCAGCAAGGACCCUGAACAACAUUCUCCACCUUCAACUACCUUCAGGAGAGAAGGAGGAUUUGGAUUUGGUUGGAAACCAGUGGCUAUAGGAUAUGGAUGUGGAAUGGUCUUUGGAGUUGGAAUGGGAUGUUGUGUACUGUUAAUGGGAAAGCCUCAAUGGCUUGUGAGAAUGGUUGGAGGUCAACUCAAUAAAAAGGUGAUAAGGAAGACAAGGAUGACAUCUAAUGAAAAUGGUAGCAUAAUGAAUUAGAUGAUAUGUGGCAUGACAGUAGAAUGUCUUCUUGCACACCUUCCUGUUGAAAUUCAAUUCUGCCUUGUUGAAAAUAAAACAUAAGGGCCAAAACCUUAUCACACUGCAUUGCAUAUGCAUGGGAGAUCUGAUUCAAAGUUUAGUUGUAAUUGUAAUAUGAUGUGUUGUACUUUUUUUUUUCUCUGUUGGAUAGAUGAGUGUUAUGUACUUUUUUUCCCCUUCCUUUGCUCAUGAAACUUGGGUGUAAAUCAUCAUAAGUUUGAUGUUCCUCAUUUUCCUUGAGCGUGCUAUUUUGUUUUAUUUAAUACAUAUAAUAGUAGUAUUGGUUAUAUAAUAAUAGUUGUUGUUGUAUACUUUUAAAAAUGUUAUGCAUUGGUCGUUGCUAGAAACAGAAUAUUAUGUGUUAACAGUAUGUAGUUAUAUUUCAUUCGAGGAGUUAGUUCACGUACAGUAGUUUUACCUAAAUGUACUUGUCUUAUUUCGUUUAAGGAGCUUAUUUCACAGUUUCACCUUCUAA
This is a messenger RNA of Glycine soja, 3795 nucleotides long. RefSeq names its product receptor-like protein 36. Gene Ontology annotation, molecular function: protein binding. The record is from RefSeq and is a predicted model, not a curated record. The transcript is spliced from 2 exons. Bases 324 to 3278 code for a protein of 984 amino acids. Lineage: Eukaryota; Viridiplantae; Streptophyta; Magnoliopsida; Fabales; Fabaceae. Gene Ontology annotation, cellular component: plasma membrane.